AUGAAAGGAUUAAAGUGCCAACCACCGUUGUCCAUCCUGCAUCCUGGGGUGUUCAGCGGUACCUCUGGAUGCGAAUGGAAUGGGUGGAACAAGCUCAAGAUUGCCGUUGUCAUCCACUCUUUGGAAGACGACCAAUUCACGAUCUGUAAGAAGAAAACCGUGUUGAGAAUUACCAGUUGGCCUGGGUCAGUGCUUGGCGAUACUGGGUAA
Blastomyces gilchristii SLH14081 is the source of this 210-nucleotide messenger RNA. RefSeq lists its product as uncharacterized. The record is from RefSeq and is a predicted model, not a curated record. The transcript is spliced from 2 exons. Bases 1 to 210 code for a protein of 69 amino acids. NCBI's taxonomy places the organism in Eukaryota, Fungi, Ascomycota, Eurotiomycetes, Onygenales, Ajellomycetaceae.